AUUUCUGAUUUCACACGGCAACUUCCCCCACUUUUUUUUAAUUUCUUAGUUUCUUUCUCUAUCUUUUUUUUCGUAAAGCUGGGACCAUGAUGAUCCCAAGUGUCAUUGCACCCCCGGCCUUCUACCCGGGGCUGUACCGGCCCACCGCGGCACUGCCGCUCCACCAGACUCUACCAUCCGCUUUUCCGAACCACUCCGGCUUCCUAGUAGAGGAUCUGCUCCGCAUAAGCCGCCCAGCCGCAUUCAUAAACCGGACUGUCCCACCAGCCAGUACCUCUUUGCCCAACGUUACCACUACGUUAUCUUUUAGUGGCUCAUCCGUGGAGCGCGCGCUGGCCACUACCGCGGUGACGCGCGAAUCGUGCUCACCGAAAACUUCAGUGACGAGCAGCAAGGACCCAAGUUUUCUCAAGUUUGGAGUUAGCGCCAUCCUCGCACCAUCACCAAAAACUGCGUCUUCACCCCCUGCAGCCCAUAGCCUGCACUCCAAGACCUUCCCUGUUCCCUGCUUCGAGGGAGCUUUCCACCCCAUAUUCAGGACACCUUAUUUACCAGCAUCUUCCUCCGUUGUUCCCAUCCCCGGGACCUUUUCUUGGCCCCUGGCCACCAGAGGGAAACCCCGCAGAGGGAUGCUGAGGAGGGCCGUGUUUUCCGACGUUCAGCGCAAAGCCCUAGAGAAAAUGUUCCAGAAACAGAAAUACAUCAGCAAGCCUGACAGAAAGAAACUGGCUUCUAAACUGGGCCUCAAAGACUCACAGGUGAAAAUCUGGUUUCAGAACCGACGAAUGAAGUGGAGGAACUCAAAAGAACGCGAGCUGCUGUCAUCUGGUGGAUGCCGGGAGCAAACUCUGCCCACCAAAGCCAACCCGCACCCGGAUCUCAGCGACGUGUGCAAAAAGUCCUCAGCCGAGGAUGAAGCGGAGGAGGAAGAGGAGGAAGAGAGAAUGAGGGCGGCAGGGUCCAGCCUCUCUUCUCCCUCCCUCUCCAGUAAGCACUCGGACUUCUCAGAGUCAGACGAAGAAGAAAUAACCGUAUCUUAAUUUAUUUUAAAAAGCCAAUAUGGACUUGUAACCCGCCAUUUGUUUUAAUGAAACUGUGAACAGAUUUGUAAGAAGCUGCUGCCCGAAACAUCAAACCACAAAUGUCUCUUUAUAGCUUCAUUGGUGCACGUGCGCGCUGGACAGGAUCUACUUCCAAGACACAGUUUGCUGUUUUGCACAGCUUUGUAUAAUUGUACAGUGUUUUGUACAAUUUUGUAUGGAGAUUUUAAGCCAAGAAUAUUAAGUUACUUUUUUGGUUUGACAGUAGUCGUUUAUUGAAAUUGUAGCAGUUUUGUUAAUAAUUUAUAUUUGUUUAAUAAGUAUUUUGUAUUAUGUGCUGUAUAUAUGUUUCACUUUUUUUUGUAUAAACACCAAAUAAAAUUGUAAAUGA
Melanotaenia boesemani (Boeseman's rainbowfish) is the source of this 1431-nucleotide messenger RNA. RefSeq names its product developing brain homeobox 1a (gene dbx1a). The transcript has 4 exons. Bases 87 to 1040 code for a protein of 317 amino acids. Gene Ontology annotation, biological process: cell differentiation in spinal cord; regulation of transcription by RNA polymerase II. Gene Ontology annotation, molecular function: DNA-binding transcription factor activity, RNA polymerase II-specific; DNA binding. The record is from RefSeq and is a predicted model, not a curated record. NCBI's taxonomy places the organism in Eukaryota, Metazoa, Chordata, Actinopteri, Atheriniformes, Melanotaeniidae.